Messenger RNA from Spirodela intermedia, 7479 nucleotides. NCBI's taxonomy places the organism in Eukaryota, Viridiplantae, Streptophyta, Magnoliopsida, Alismatales, Araceae. The record is from the annotation of a GenBank genome assembly.
AUGGAGAAGGGAAGUAGCAGCAGUUCCAGAGCCUCGCCUCCCGGUGGCGGGGAGGGCGGAAGGAGCUGGAGGAAGGAGGCGGACAACAACCUGAGGAGGCUACACUCUCUGAUCUUCGCGGCUGACGUCGCUCUUGAGAGGGGAGACUGCGCGAGCGCCCAGACCCUCGGCCUCCGGCUGCUCGGCUUCCUCGACUCCCGCACCGAGACCGCCGUCGACGCUGCCUUCAUUGCCCCCAUCCGUGCUGACGUCUGCUCAAAAAUAGAUGCGGCUCGCCGCUCUCUUGCACCUGAAUCCGAUCGGUAAUGGAGGGUGAACUGAGUACCUAACAACACUAGUGAUGUGUCAUGUUCUCUUGCACUCGAGUAUCUAAGAGUGAAUUAGACUUUCCGCUCUGAUUCGCCUGUCCCAACAGAGAUUUCUUUUAAGUCCUGAUUUCGCGGUCUGCCUUCUGAUUGUGAUGCAGUCAGGCAUUUGAGCAGGCAAGCAAAGAUGAGGGUAGAAUUUUUACUAGGAGGAGGGAUAUUGGCAUCGACAAGGUCAUCCAGUCAAAAUAUUUCAGUCAUUUCUUGAAGAAAGCCGGCGAUUGCUCCGUUGACAAUGGCCCUUUGGUAUGGAAUAUUUUUGAUUCACUUUGGUUCAAUCUGAUAAUUUUAACCGACGAGUGUUUAGAUAAUUCUAAAUAUAUAUGUUCGAUUUAACGUUUCCAAUUUACACUCUCUGGUAGUAUGCCACUUGUAUGCUACCUAGAUUCUCAAGGAACUAUCAGACAAAACUUGAAUGUGAGUCAUACUUCUGCUGGCUAAGAUGUGCAUCGGACUUCUCAGGCAAGCCAACUGGGGAGGGAGAACGAGAAACUCGGUGGAAGGUUCUCGAAAGUCUUGACCCAGUCAAAAUUAACAUCCCUGUAUGUUAAAAAUGUUAGCACACCUACCGGUGCCUCUUACAACAAAAUGCUGCACUCUGAGAGCGGUGACUCAGGCCCCUGCCACUUAGUAGAAAAUGUGAAGAUGGUACUCUCAAAGAGCUCUGGUGCUCCUGAAGUUUUGCAAGUUGAUGAUGAAGAAAGACCUCGCAAUAUCACUCUGAAAUCAAAGCGUAGGCAUGUGGAAUUUACAAGCCCAGUUUGUGGAAAUGGGAAGUCUCCGUCAAGCAAUGAUGAGGCACAUGUUGAAGGAUCUGCCAGUGGAUUCGUUACUGCAAGGAAAAAGUUGGUAUGCUUAUUUUUUAUGCUUACUGUAAAGGGUUACAAGUUGCUUCCAGCUUCUCUUCCUACUCCGAAAAUCUUCUAUCUGCAUUAUUUUUAUUUUAGGGCCGCUGAUGAGCUUCUGGCCUUCUCCUCGUUCAGGGACAUCACGGAAUUGAACUUUCAUGUUUAUGCACGUCAACAUAUCCAUGUGUUGUAGUGUCUACGUAAUUGUUGACUUUUUGACCAGCUAGUUUUGUUAUGGCAACACUUCCAUGUCGACCUUUUAAUUCCAAUAUGAUGCUGAAUUUCUUGGAAGUCCAAUUUGAGAUCGCCCAAAGUUUAAGCAGUUAGCUGUAGCACUUUUCUAUUGAUAGUAUUAUCCCCUCUCUGUACGUCUGUGGAGAAACAUAAUGGAAUAGAGAUUCCGCCUUUUUAGGAUGGACAACAAAAUUUUAAGUCGUGUAUUUUAGUAUCCAAAUUUCUGAAACUUUGGAUGACAUAAAGUUGGUUUUUGGCUUUGAACUGAAGUAUUGAUGUACGGUUCUUUGAUUUAAAGCAGGUGUUUUGGGGUUAUUUUUCCUAUCACAAUUAUUUUCUUAAAAAGAAAAUGCAAAUACAGAUGCAUUUUGGAUUUUGAAAAGAUCCACGGUGGGGAAUAGAAAACCAAAGAACUCAAUUUGAGAUUUUUAUGAGAAUUGAUUUGAUUUAUGAAAUGAAUAAUGGAAAAGGGAAUUUUAUUUGCUCUUAUUGUGUAAUGCUGGAGUACGGUUGAGUACCUCGAAAAAUAGGAACCAAGAAGAUUUUCAGAAUAAGAUGGUGUGUGUGUAAAAAGAUUUACAAGAGCUUUCUUACAAGAUUCUGAAAUAUGAAGAUAUAUACUGGCUAUCAAGCAAAGCAGUUGCAAUUGGAUUUUCAAUUUAGUAUUUUGAUUUAAUAUUGGAGUAAGAUUGAACACACAUUCCUUUCUGUUGGCCUAACCUGUUCCAAGACCGUUUCCUACACCAUCUUCAUUCUAGCCAACUCCUCUUGAUCCCCACCAUCCCCCCUCCCCCCGGGGACUUGCUCACUGGGUCAGUCAUUGAACGCUUUGCUUUUAGGUUCGUGUUCACCAUCAUACGAAUAUGUUGUGGUACUAGACAACGAUGUAUGAUCGGCAAACUUUGUCAAUCAUCAAUUCUUUUGAUUUCUUUUACAUUUUUCGAAUUUGAUAUGUGAGUCUUUAGUUUUUUCACAACAUUUCAUUUGUUUAAUCUUCAAUGUUCUUUUCAUUGCAGGAAAUGGAUUCAAGACAGAGGCAUGGUUUUAUGGGUUCUCCUAGUGCAUCUCUGCCGUCACAAAUUGAUGGAAACCCCAUUGGAAACACAAGAAGCUAUGGACUAAAGUACAACACUGUCUCUCGCCGGGGUAUCCGAGGUAACUUUGUUCCUCCUGUUAGGUCAAAUGGAGGAAAUGUUGCAUCAAUAAGCUCACGAGUUGCUGGAAAGUGUGAUGAUUCAUUGGAGGAUUCGACAAAAAAAUGGUUAGUUCUACUGUCUCUUUGUAAUAUGCUGACCUAACUCUACUUUCACAUAAAAAUAGUGAAGAUAUUAUAAGAAAUUGAUUAGCAGAAACGUAUAAAUUACCAAAGGCAACAUUUAUUUUUGUUUGAUCUGUGUAUGGCUAUCUAUAAAAAUAUUUGACGUCGCUUGUUAGCAGUUGCUACACAUUCUAGUUAUUGCUAUUUUUAUAGAUAUGUUUGGAAUUUAUACUUAUCAGUAGACUUUUAUGUCCUUGUGAAGAACUUCCCAUUUAUAACUUAUGAAUGUAAGUAAUAGAAACAUCCUCAAAAAAGAUUUCCCUUAUCUCACGGUAAAAUCAAAACAAUAAGUUGAAACAAAGAUCUAAUGAUCAGAAAUCAGGCUCCUGAUUAUCUUGACUUUACUGUAGCGUCAAUUGUGAUCCAGGUAGGAGUUGGCUGAAUAAAGGAAUCUGCCUUUAAUAAAAAAUUAGAAAAGAGAAAAUCAAUGAAUGAAAGACUAGAGAGUAUGUGAUGCAAAAGAGAAGCCGCAUGGUCAUCAGCCUCUUUCUUUACCAUCUUUACAUCUUCCUAUAACUCAAGCAUGCCCGGGUUAAUGUUUCCUCAUCCCCAGGGUAAAUUGCAUGUUUCAUGCAAAAGAAAUUACCGAAGCACAUAGUAAUACUAGGACACAAUUAGAUGCUAUGUGCUGUGUUAUGGGUAGGAGGUAAUAAAGAUUUAGGCGGGAUCCUUUGUCAAAAGGCAAUGGUAGGCCAGUAAUAUAGGAUUGGAAGGAUUCUGAUGCGUAUUGUUGCUGGGUAUUAUGUUUAGCUUCUCACAGGUCAGAGGGACCUAACUUCUCUACAGUUCAUCGGGUAAACUCUGGAAUAUUAAUGACAAGUUGCUAAAAUGCUUGUGUUUUUGUUCAAUUUUACUACCUAACAUUAGGACUUCUGGCGCCCUGACUUGUAGACAUUUUUGUGUUUCUAUAUAUGUUUUCGUGAAGAUUAUAAAUAUAAUAUCUUGGGGAUUGUGGAUUUCAGUUUGGAAAUGUUGUGUGGACCUGAUGGUGAACUACCUGAAAAGCUAAGGAAUCUGGAACCACGUUUAAUUGAACAUGUCAGCAAUGAAAUAAUGGAUAGAGACCCAAACGUUCGUUGGGAAGAUAUUGGUAGCUUACUGUCAAUCUCAGAGUUUGCAUUUCUUGUAACUUGGGCUCUUGCACACUGAAGAAAUACUGAUCACAAUACUGAAUCCUUUCCUUAUGCAGCUGGCUUGGAACAUGCCAAGAAAUGUGUCACUGAGAUGGUUAUAUGGCCUCUCUUACGUCCUGACAUAUUUCAGGGUUGUCGUUCCCCAGGAAGAGGUUUACUUUUAUUUGGCCCGCCUGUAAGUUUUGUCAAGUACCUUUGUAGUGCACCUUUUUGUUGUCUGUUUCUAUCUUUUAUUGAGAACAUGAUAUUUUUUAGGGUACAGGUAAAACAAUGAUUGGGAAGGCCAUUGCUGGGGAAGCGAAGGCCACCUUUUUCUACAUAUCAGCGAGUUCAUUGACUAGUAAAUGGGUAUUUAUUCCAUCAUGUAGCUAGCAGUCUGUUGGACUUUCUUGUUUUGAAUGUUUUUGUAUUAGAUGAUGGAGGAUGUAGGAUUUUGAGCGGACAGCAAUUUUCUGUUCUUUUCACAUCCAGCAAUUUCUUAAAAUUUCUAAUUAUCUGUGAUUUGAACCAUGUUCACAAUCAUUUAUGUUUUGAUGAAAUAUUGUUAGUCUUUAAGCUCGUUAGGCCACUUUGUCAGACCUGCAAGUUUUCUCCGAAAUUGUGACCAAAGGUGAUAAUCAAUCAUUUCGUUUGUGGCAAUAUGUCAAUUAGAGUAUCAUUUAUUUAAUAGGGUCGCCAGGCAACAUUCUUAAUGACUCAGAACUACUUACUAUGGUUGUAGUGCAAAGAGUGAAACCUGUGCAGCUAAUUUAGUCUCCUUGACCAAUUGCAUUGGCAUGAACACACAGGCAGUACUCUAGUACAACCUGAGGAAUUCCACGAUCAAGUUGCCUAUUCGAUCUGUCGUUGCUUCUUGUUUUUGUUUAGUUUUUUUCUUUUCUGUAUCGUAAUGGCUUAUUAUUUUGGUAUGCCUCUCUGUUUUACAAAAUGUCUGUUGUAGAUAAUGUUGCUUCCUCACCCCCCAUCUUUUGAUAGUUGUUUAUGCUGCUCAUUUUUUCCCAUUUUCUUUCUCUUUUACUGGUUUAGUUUUUUAUCAGUACUUUCUUUGUUUCCAUUCGAGUUACCUAGUUUUUGGUCUUUUUACUGGCUUUUUAUUUCUAACUUGCUGAACUACAUUUCGAGAUUGUGAGGGUUACCUGACACAUUACACUUAGUGCUACAUGUUUCAUAACAUAGACACAUCUUGCUAUGUACCAUUCCCUCAUUUAUGUUUUUCUUUCUGGGCCCGUCUAUGUAAUAGCCUACCGGUUUGAAGAUUCAAAUGGUCAAAAAUGUGUCCUGGUACAAAUAAUAAAACUCUCCCAGUGCCAGAUUUCUUACCGUAGGUUACGAAAAUGUUUUACAAGUUGACUAAAAAGAAUGGUGUAGAAAAGUACAUGCUUCCACACAGUAAGUGGUAAAAACUCUGCAUAAAUUUGUGUAUUGAUGACUAUUUUCAAGUGUACAUAUUCUCUUUGCUCAAGUGGAGAGCGUGGAAACGAAGAGGAAAGGAGCUGGUGUUGGAAAAUAGCUUUUCCUUUAUUUUAUUGGAUCAUUACCUACGCAUGGAUAACUCUGCCCUUGAAACAAAUAGAAGAUUCUUGCCAGUAUAAAGGUCACUACAUGCUCCGUUUUGAGUUUCCCUAAUUAUCUGGCUUAGGUUACUCAGCAUUUUUUCUUCUAAUGAAAUCAAGCGGUUUCUGGAAAUUAAUCGAGAUGCAACCUAAUCUAAUAUCUAUUUUUGUGGCAAAUAUGAUGACAAUGUUGAUGCGGCAAAGUCCAAUAUCCUGUAGUUAACACAAGGAAGAGAGUCGAGGCAAUGAGAGGUCACUGGAUAUAGAUGGAAUCUUAUCUCGAACAAACUAGUAUAUUCAUCAUGCAAGACCCAUUAAUGUUGACUCCGGGAAUUAAUCAAACAUGAAAGUGGAAAUAACGCUAAUCACUACUAGUCAUGUUACCAACCACUCCAACUCAGUGAUAUGUUUCGGAACAUUAUUUACAUCUCUUUGCCAUCAGUCGUCACUCUCCUUUCCUCUUCAAUGGCAGGUCAAUUGCUGCUUCACUUCUCUGCUUGAAGCCAUCAUUUUUCCUUCUCCCAUCAUUCUGGAGUUGCCAAUGUGUGUGCGACCAUACCUCUGUCAUCAACCUGCCUAAACCUUACACAGUUCCUUCCACAGUUUAAAAUUUCAUGUGCUAAACAGAUCCACUAUUCACGUUGUAAUCGUUUCCGAAUUGGAUGUGUAACCUUCUUGCAGAAUUUGAAGAAAAGAACAUGUUGUGAGUAAAUAGCAAGGUGUAUUACCGCAGUAAUAGUUCCUAUUAGAUGACGGCUUUGAACAUAAUGCUGUUGCCGAAUCAUUGUGUCAUAGCUAUCACUGUGUGACUUUUUUCCAUUUCUUGUUUGAUGCUUAUAGAUUGGUGAGGGAGAAAAAUUAGUCAGGGCACUUUUUGGGGUUGCAAGCUGCCGCCAGCCUGCUGUGAUAUUUGUCGACGAAAUAGACUCGCUACUCUCUCAGGUACCCUUACUGUCUUCGCAAAAAUUUUGUUUUUAUUUUUUUGUUGAGAAGUCACAGUUCAGUAUUGUCAAUUCUUUUCAUUGCAGCGUAAGUCUGAAGGAGAGCAUGAAUCAAGUAGAAGACUUAAAACACAAUUCUUGAUUGAAAUGGAAGGUUUUGAUAGUGGGAAUGAGCAAAUUUUGCUAAUAGGUAACUGAUGAGCUACAACUACUUUUUGUAUCUAAUUAGGUUUUUAUUGGUAAUAGUAGUUGAAUGGAAGCCGAUGCGGCUUAAGGAUGCUUACUAUACACUGUGUUUAUUCAUUGUCGAGAUUAAUUUUGAUUUCUGGUGUAGUUUUUGUAGAAACAGAAUGGGAAAUUUAUCUUCUGUUUCCUAUUGUCUGUAAUAUGACCCUUGAAAAACAGGAGCCACAAACCGACCCCAAGAACUUGAUGAAGCAGCACGCAGGCGGCUUACAAAACGACUUUAUAUACCACUUCCUUCUUCAGGUAAAGGUAGCUUUCAUUUUUUUUUGGAACUUAGUAAAGAUUCUAAAAUAAAAUAUUAUAACCAAUGAAGAAGCUAGAGGCUGGAUUAUUCGUAAUCUCUUGGAGAAGGAUGGACUCUUCAAGCUGUCAGAAGAAAAUAUUGCCUCAAUCUGCGAGCUGACUGAAGGUAGUCUUAUCAACUUCGUAAAUGCUUCUUUCGACGAGAUGUUCAACACAAUAUGGAAGUUUCCCUCUUUUUGUAUGUUUAAUCUUAGUUCCCUUGUGCUUCCAGGAUACUCGGGAUCCGACAUGAAAAAUUUGGUAAAAGAUGCUUCUAUGGGACCACUGAGGGAGGCUUUAGGUCGAGGUAUUGACAUUACGAAGCUCCAAAAAGAAGACAUGCGUCCGGUUACCCUUCAGGUAUUGCAUAAUCUUUCAACCUUAUUUCACUCACAAACACUAGGCUGAUUUAUUCAUUUAUUCAUCCUAACUUGGAUUUAUUUACUGGCUUCUCAAGGAUUUUGAGAAGGCAUUGCAGGAAGUGAGACCCUCUGUUUCUGUGAAUGAACUCGGUACAUAUGAGCAGUGGAACAAUCAAUUUGGGAGCUUAGCGAUCUAA